AUGGAGGAAGAACGGCGAAUUCUGUUCGGAAAAUACGAGAUGGGGAGGUUAUUAGGCAAAGGAACCUUCGCGAAAGUCUAUUACGGCAAAGAGUUAACCGGCGGCGAAAGCGAGAGCGUCGCGAUCAAAAUCAUCAACAAGGAUCAAGUCAUGAAGAGACCAGGUAUGAUGGAUCAAAUCAAGCGUGAGAUCUCAAUCAUGAAACUCGUUCGUCAUCCAAACAUCGUCGAAUUAAAAGAAGUCAUGGCUACGAAGACGAAGAUCUUCUUCGUCAUGGAGUUCGUUAGAGGAGGUGAGCUUUUCUCUAAAGUAGCUAAAGGUAAGCUUGAAGAAGACGCAGCUCGUAGAUAUUUCCAACAAUUGAUAUCAGCCGUUGAUUUUUGCCAUAGCAGAGGCGUUUCUCAUCGAGAUCUGAAACCUGAGAAUCUUCUCUUAGACGAGAACGGAGAUCUGAAAAUCUCCGAUUUCGGAUUAUCUGCUUUACCUGAACAGAUUCUACAAGACGGAUUGCUUCAUACGCAGUGUGGAACUCCGGCGUAUGUUGCCCCGGAGGUUUUGAGGAAGAAAGGAUACGACGGCGCUAAGGCGGAUAUAUGGUCGUGCGGCGUCGUUUUGUAUGUGCUUCUCGCUGGUUGUUUGCCGUUUCAAGAUGAGAAUCUGAUGAAUAUGUAUCGGAAGAUUUUCAGAGCGGAUUUCGAAUUUCCGCCAUGGUUUUCGCCGGAAUCUAGGAGAUUGAUUUUGAAACUCCUCGUCGUUGAUCCAGAUAAACGGAUCUCGAUUCCGGCGAUUAUGCGUACGCCGUGGUUAAGGAAAAACUUCACGUCGCCGUUAGCUUUCAAAAUCGACGAACCGAUCUGUUCCGCGAGCAAUAACAACAACGAAGAAGACGACGGAGAGGGAGAUCGCGAUUGGGAAGAAACAGAGCCGAUUUCGCCGAAAUUCUUCAACGCUUUUGAAUUCAUCUCGUCGAUGUCGUCAGGAUUCGAUCUAUCGAGCUUGUUCGAGAGCAAGAGGAAGGUGCAAUCGGUGUUUACUUCACGGUCGUCGGCGACGGAGAUAAUGGAGAAGAUCGAGACGGUUACGAAGGAGAUGAAUAUGAAAGUGAAGACUACUAAGGAUUUCAAAGUGAAGAUGGAAGGGAAAACGGAAGGGAGAAAAGGACGACUCUCGAUGACGGCGGAAGUGUUCGAAGUAGCACCGGAGAUCGCGGUGGUUGAGUUCUGUAAAUCGGCGGGAGAUACACUGGAGUAUAAUAAAUUAUACGAAGAAGAAGUACGGCCUGCGUUAAACGACAUCGUUUGGUCAUGGCACGGUGAUGAUACGGCGGCGAUUAAUCAGAAAGCCGAUGAAAACGACGCCACUUUGGAGGAUUGUUGA
Molecule: messenger RNA, 1377 nt
Organism: Arabis nemorensis
Lineage: Eukaryota; Viridiplantae; Streptophyta; Magnoliopsida; Brassicales; Brassicaceae
Source: the annotation of a GenBank genome assembly